CAUCCGGAAGAGGUGAAGUUGGAGCCCAGAUUUACCGAUGAGUGGUAGUUUUUGUUGGAAGUUGUGAUGUCAGCAGCUGAGCUAAGAAUGUCUUCAGUCCAGAAUCUGAGAGAGUUGAUCAACCAGCGACUAACUGCUGCUGCUGAAGAAAUAUUCACAGAGUUUGAGAAAACCAUCGUCCAGUACGAGGAGGAGAUCGAUCGUCAGCGCAGACUGCUGGAUAACAUCUGGAAACCAGAGAUCACCUUACAAAUACCAGAGCCCCCACAGAAACAUGUCUGUAUGGAGGAGAAGAAUCUCACUGUUCAGCAGCUCUGUAACCAGGAGAGGAACUCCAGUCUGGACCAGGAGGAUGCAGAACAUUCACAGAUUAAAGAGGAACAGGAGGAACCCUGCACCAAUGUGCACCAGGAGGACCUCGAGGUUUCAAAGGUUAAAGAGGAACAGAAGGAACUCUGCACCAGUCUGGAGCAAGAGCAGCUUGUUCUAAAGCAGGAGACUGAUCUCUCUAUGGUGACUCCUAUGUAUGAGGACAGCAACCACAGUGAACCAGAACCAAACAAUGACCAGCUCCUUUCUCACAACUCUCCUGUAGCUGAGAGCCAAGAUCAGGAAGGAAGCAAGUAUGUAGACUUUGGAUCAGCGAGAAAUGCAGCACUGAUGCCAAAGAUGAGGCUUCACAGAAACAGCAGCAAUAUUACCAAUGCAGACAACUGUCCAGUAGUAGAGAGUCAUGGUAAUACUUACAUAGGGAAAAAGUCUGUAAACUGUGAUGUUUGUGGAAAAGCCUUUAAGGAUAGUUACAAAAUGAAGAGACAUCACAGAAUCCACACAGGUGAGAAGCCGUAUGCUUGCAAUACAUGUGGGAAAAGAUUCAGAAGCAAUGAUAAAUUGUUGGUCCACAUGAGAACCCACACAGAUGAGAGGCCUUACUCCUGCAACAGUUGUGGGAAAUUAUAUAAAGAUGCAUCAACUCUGAAAGUACACACAAGAUCUCACACAGGUGAGAAACCUUAUGCCUGCAGCAUCUGUGAGAGACGAUUUAAAGUCAUAUCAACACUGAAAACACACAUGAGAACUCAUACGGGCGAAAGGCCGUAUUUUUGUGAAAUAUGUGGCAAAAGUUUCAUUCAGCGCAGUAAUUUGAAUGUUCACAGAAGAAGACACACAGGUGAGAAGUCAUACUCCUGACACAUCUGUGGGAGCCAAGCUUGACAACAAAGCAUCUUUGAAAAUGACGCGUUUAAAGUUUUGGCUUAUAAUAAAUGUGAACAUCAGUGAGGUACACUGUGGGUUGCAACAUAAGUCCUGUUUUUGUAGCCUGUAUUUGUUUACAUUCUGAAGAAUGGAAUUCACUGAAUUAUUAUUUUAAAUUAUUAAGUUUGUUUUUUAUGUUUACCAUUAGAUGUGCUGACGAGUAAUUUCUGAACUGUUCUAACAACUACCACACCAUGAGUGUAUUGUAUGCUAUGUCUGUAACUAUGAGAUAGUAUGAGAUCUUGCACUUGUGGCGUCUUUUCUUACAGUCAUGAGAUAGUCCCUAAUAUUUCUGAGUGAAUGUGUCCAAACUUUCUUUCCUCGUGUGAAUGCUGUGUGAUUAGUGAAUGUAGAGUUGGUUUAAAAACUUAGCCAUGUCAUUGAUUCACACUCUUACCAACAAUAAUGUUUCUGUAGUCACUAAUUUUUAUAAGAGAUAUUUUUAUAUUAUUUUACAGGUGCUGUAUAAAUAAAGUUUCUUUCCUAGAAGAAG
Amphiprion ocellaris (clown anemonefish) is the source of this 1750-nucleotide messenger RNA. Its product is annotated as zinc finger protein 892-like. Gene Ontology annotation, biological process: regulation of transcription by RNA polymerase II. The coding region runs from base 67 to 1191 and encodes 374 amino acids. Lineage: Eukaryota; Metazoa; Chordata; Actinopteri; Pomacentridae. The transcript is spliced from 2 exons. The record is from RefSeq and is a predicted model, not a curated record. Gene Ontology annotation, cellular component: nucleus. Gene Ontology annotation, molecular function: RNA polymerase II cis-regulatory region sequence-specific DNA binding; DNA-binding transcription factor activity, RNA polymerase II-specific.